This is a messenger RNA of Agelaius phoeniceus (red-winged blackbird), 873 nucleotides long. RefSeq names its product inhibitor of DNA binding 3 (gene ID3). Gene Ontology annotation, cellular component: cytoplasm; nucleus. Gene Ontology annotation, molecular function: transcription regulator activity; protein dimerization activity. NCBI's taxonomy places the organism in Eukaryota, Metazoa, Chordata, Aves, Passeriformes, Icteridae. Gene Ontology annotation, biological process: circadian regulation of gene expression; cell differentiation; negative regulation of transcription by RNA polymerase II. The record is from RefSeq and is a predicted model, not a curated record.
AUCCUCUCCGAUUUGCCAGCGAAAUACGAAAGUUGGGGGUCGAGGAGUGAGAGUCAAAGCUCUUAGAGCUCCUCUCUUUGGCGGUCUGGUGCUCGAAGGUCCCAGCAAAACCCCCGCUGCCGCGACAGCCCCUGAGGCUCCUAGGCAUCCUCCCGUCCUGCAUCUCCAGACCUGCUCUGAGCCCACCAUGAAAGCCAUCAGCCCGGUGCGAUCCGUCCGGAGCUGCUACGAGGCUGUUUGCUGCCUCUCGGAGCAGAGUUUAGCCAUCGCCCGGGGCAGCCACAACAAGAGCCCGGCCUUGGAAGAGCCCAUGAACUUGCUCUACGAUAUGAACGACUGCUAUUCCAAAUUGCGGGAGCUGGUGCCGGGCAUCCCUCAAGGCACCAAGGUGAGCCAGGUGGAGAUCCUGCAGCACGUCAUAGACUACAUCUUCGACCUCCAGAUUGUGCUGGAGGAGGGGUCCAAGGGCCGCGACCCCUCCUCCGAGGCCACCCUAUUUUCCCUUAAGGCGGCUGAACUCGCCUCAGAACUCCGCACCAAAGACGAGAGAAGUUUGUGUCACUAACGCCACCUCCUCCAGCAAACAGGCAGCGAGUGUCGGUUCCUGGUUCGUUAUCAGCCGGAGGUAAAUAGCAGCUUCCUCCGUGGCGCCGGGCUGUCUGCGACCUACCGGCCCCGGCAUCGCCUCCCCCGGGCCCGGGCACCGCGAGUGGGGAGCGGCUGGUUCCGACCCCCCCCCCCCCCCAGCCUUCUACCGCCAGCAUCCCACCCACGGAGCUCAGCAUCCCAGCUUGGGACCCGAAUUCACAUGAGAUAUUUUUAAUGCUAGACUGAUGAUGAAGCGGAGGUUGUCUGUAUAUUUUUGGAUUAUAG